ACAUGCUCAGUUUUGCUUGGCUUUUUGUUCAGGUCUGAUCCGGCUAUUCUGUACAACGAUAGAUCUGUACUGGAAAAUCACCAUUUGAGCGCAGCCUAUCGCCUCCUACAAGAGGACGAGGAAAUGAAUAUUUUGGUCAACCUCUCAAAGGAUGACUGGAGGGAGUUCCGAACCUUGGUAAUUGAGAUGGUGAUGGCCACAGAUAUGUCUUGUCACUUUCAACAAAUCAAAGCCAUGAAGACUGCUCUGCAGCAGCCAGAAGCAAUUGAAAAGCCAAAAGCCUUAUCCCUCAUGCUGCACACGGCAGAUAUUAGCCAUCCUGCAAAAGCGUGGGACCUCCAUCAUCGCUGGACAAUGUCGCUCCUGGAGGAGUUCUUCAGACAGGGUGACAGAGAAGCGGAGCUGGGGCUGCCUUUUUCUCCUCUGUGUGACCGCAAGUCGACUAUGGUUGCUCAGUCACAAGUAGGUUUUAUCGAUUUCAUUGUGGAACCUACCUUCACCGUGCUCACGGACAUGACCGAAAAGAUCGUGAGUCCGUUAAUCGAUGAAACCUCCCAGACUGGCGGGGCAGGACAGAGGCGUUCCAGUUUGAACAGCAUCAGCUCAUCAGAUGCAAAGCGCUCAGGUGUCAAGAGCUCUGGGUCAGAGGGAAGUGCGCCAAUCAACAAUUCCGUCAUCCCAGUUGACUAUAAGAGCUUUAAAGCCACUUGGACCGAGGUGGUGCACAUCAAUCGGGAGAGAUGGAGGGCCAAGGUGCCCAAAGAGGAGAAGGCCAAGAAGGAAGCAGAGGAAAAGGCUCGCCUGGCCGCAGAGGAGCAGCAGAAGGAACUGGAAGCCAAAAGCCAGGCUGAAGAAGGCACAUCUGGCAAGGCUGAGAAAAAGACAUCUGGAGAAGCUAAGAAUCAAGUCAAUGGAACGCGCACAAACAAAAGUGACAACCCUCGCGGGAAAAAUCCCAAAGCUGAGAAGUCAGCAGGAGAAAAGCAACAGAAUGGUGACUUGAAAGAUGGUAAAAAUAAGACAGACAAGAAGGAUCACUCGAACGUCGGAAAUGAUUCAAAGAAAACAGAUGGCACAAAGCGACGUUCUCACGGCUCACCUGCCCCAAGCACUAGCUCCACGAGUCGCCUUACCUUACCAGUCAUCAAGCCUCCUUUACGUCAUUUCAAACGUCCUGCGUACGCAUCUAGCUCCUACGCACCUUCAGUUCCAAAGAAAACUGAUGAUCACCCCGCAAGGUACAAGAUGCUGGAUCAGAGGAUCAAAAUGAAAAAGAUCCAGAACAUCUCACAUAACUGGAACAGAAAAUAAAUCAAGGCAAAGAAGAGGAGAGAAGGAGGCCCACCUGGGUGCCUCCCAGCACUCAUUGGCCACAGCAGGAUGCGGGCAGGUACCAUCGUGGUUGGCUCCACUUAAGGCAAAAUGAAAGCCUUGGUGAUUUUCCCCUUUGUCGUUCUUUUAUAGACUCAUCAGUCUUCGGAUUUGAGGUCGAUCCAGACUCCAGCAACAAACUAGUAAGAGGGUUGUUUCAAGUGGCUUUUAUGGUAUAGAUCUUUAGAAGUCUAAAUUGGACCAAAAUUAAAAUGGUACAAACUAUUCACAAAAAAUAAAAUACUUCCCAGUGCUACUUUUUUCAUCCUUAAAAGUUGAAGUGCCCCAAUAAUAACACUGGAUUUAAUAAUCACCAUAUUUAAGAAAUGCACUUCUAAAAACAUCUGUUUCAAUUUUAAAUGUACCUAUUUAAAUUUUAAAUAGGUGUAUUUAAAAUUCAAGUAAAGGUAACAUUUGAAGUGAAUGCAUUCAAAACAAAAGUUUUGCUUCUGACUGUAACAAUCUUAACAGGAAGAGAAGACUGAUGAAUUCCGUUCAUGGAUAUUUCAGAAUUCAGGCUUUACAAAGUAGAUCCAAGCUAAAAAAAAAAAAGAGAGAGAGAGACUUUUUUGGUUUUUAAUCACAUGGUUUGUACCCAAUAGCCUCAGUGUACCUUUAAGAAUUUGAGACUUUUUAGGAAAUGCAUUUGUCAGCUUUCCUCUAAUCCCUUACUUCCACCCACAGUAGAAGAUGCUAAAAAUCAUACCUUAAAGACUCUGGAUUUGAGAUUCACCAAGGAGAGGUCAGUUGGGUUUUGUGGUCCUGGGACAAGUGGGUAUAAAAUGCAGAACCUAGUUUUAAUUCCUUAUUUCCAGAUUUUUCUACAUUACUUUAGAGAUGCCUUUAAGUUAAAUUUUAGAUCAUCUCAGCAGACCACAUAUCUAAUGCCUUUGGGGAUCCCAA
Messenger RNA from Microcebus murinus (gray mouse lemur), 2274 nucleotides. It is a transcript of the gene PDE1C, whose product is annotated as phosphodiesterase 1C. Gene Ontology annotation, biological process: signal transduction. NCBI's taxonomy places the organism in Eukaryota, Metazoa, Chordata, Mammalia, Primates, Cheirogaleidae. Gene Ontology annotation, molecular function: 3',5'-cyclic-nucleotide phosphodiesterase activity. The record is from RefSeq and is a predicted model, not a curated record.